This is a messenger RNA of Acytostelium subglobosum LB1, 3621 nucleotides long. RefSeq lists its product as hypothetical. The coding region runs from base 1 to 3621 and encodes 1206 amino acids. Gene Ontology annotation, cellular component: microvillus; plasma membrane; cytoplasm. The record is from RefSeq and is a predicted model, not a curated record. The transcript has 3 exons. Gene Ontology annotation, biological process: vesicle transport along actin filament; actin filament organization. Lineage: Eukaryota; Evosea; Eumycetozoa; Acytosteliales; Acytosteliaceae. Gene Ontology annotation, molecular function: actin filament binding; ATP binding; microfilament motor activity.
AUGGCAAACAAGAAAGCAGAAUGGAAUAACGCCAUGAAGAACGAGGGUCUGGACGACAUGACUUUGUUGUCCAAGGUCACCAAUGACCAGAUCCUCGAGAACUUGAAGAAGCGUUUCGAGAAGGAUAUCAUCUACACGAGCAUUGGCGACGUGCUCAUCUCGGUCAACCCCUUCAAGCCCAUACCAAUCUACACGGACGAGAUCCUGCACGAGUACGAGGGCAAGUCGCGUAUCGAGCUGCCGCCCCACGUCUUUGGCAUUGCCGAGCAGACCUACCGUUCGAUGAUCAACGAGAAGGAGAACCAGUGUGUCAUCAUUUCGGGUGAGUCGGGCGCCGGCAAGACCGAGGCCGCCAAGAAGAUCAUGCAGUACAUCGCCGCCGUCAGUGGCGAGCACGGCAGCUCCAGCAACAAGAAGGUCGAACACGUCAAGUCCAUCAUCCUCGAGACCAACCCGCUGCUCGAGGCGUUUGGUAACGCCAAAACGCUGCGUAACAACAACUCAUCGCGUUUCGGCAAGUACUUUGAGAUCCAGUUCAACGGCAAGAACGAGCCCGAGGGAGGCAAGAUCACCAACUACCUGCUGGAGAAGUCGCGUGUCGUCUUCCAGCUGAACGGCGAGCGUAACUUCCACAUCUUCUACCAGUUCUGCCGCGGCGCCACCAAGAAGGAGCAGGACGAGUUUGGCAUCUACGGCCCCGAGAACUUUGCCUACUUGACCAAGGGUAACACGCUGGACAUUGACGGCGUCGACGAUGUCGAGGAGUUUGCCGCCACACGUAACGCCAUGAACGUCAUUGGUAUCACGGCGCAGGAGCAGUACAACAUAUUCAAGCUGAUAUCCGGUAUCCUCUGGGUCGGCAACAUCGACUUCACGGAGCAACCGGGUGACAAGUGUGUCGUUUCAGAUAAGUCCGUGUUGGACUUUGCUGCUCAGCUCCUGGACGUGCCAGCCAACUUCCUCAAGACCGCUCUCGAGUUCCGUCAACUGGAGACCAAGCACGGCAAUCAGCGUGGUACCCAAUACAACGUGCCUCUCAACAAGGCUCAGGCCAUCUCUGGUCGUGACGCCCUUGCCAAGGCCAUCUACGACCGUCUCUUCAACUGGCUCGUUAUCCGUGUCAACCAAGCCAUGGCCACAACCACAACCGGUCUAAUGAUUGGUGUCCUAGAUAUUUAUGGAUUCGAGGUAUUCGAUCGUAAUGGAUUCGAGCAGUUCUGUAUCAACUAUGUGAAUGAGAAGUUGCAACAGAUCUUUAUUGAGUUCACGCUCAAGAUGGAGCAGGAGGAGUACGUGCGCGAGGGUAUCAAGUGGGAGCCCAUCCAGUACUUUGAUAACAAGAUCGUAUGUGAGCUGAUCGAGGGCAAGAACCCACCUGGUAUCUUCUCCAUCUUGGAUGAUGUGUGCCGUGCCGUCCACUCACAGACUGACGGUGCCGACAAGUCGCUGCUGCAGCGUAUCUCUGUCUGCUCGUCCAACCCUCACUUUGACUGCAGAGGCAAUGCCUUCUGUGUUAAGCAUUAUGCCGGAGACGUCAUCUACGAAGGCCCAGGUAUGAUCGAGAAGAACAAGGACACUCUGCUCAAGGACCAUCUCGAGCUGUUGCAGAUCUCCACCAACAAGUUCCUUGUGGGCCUGUUCCCAGAUGUGAUCGACCCCGACUCAAAGAAGCUGCCCACCACUGCCGGUUUCAAGAUCAAGACUCAGGCCAACGACCUUGUCACCACCCUGAUGAAGGCCACACCUCACUACAUUCGUUGUCUCAAGUCCAACGAUAUCAAGACACCCAACGUCUUUGAUGGCCCACGUGUGCUCCAUCAGAUCAAGUAUCUGGGUCUGCUUGAUAACAUCAAGGUGCGUCGUGCUGGUUUCGCCUACCGUACCUUCUUCCAGAAGUUCAUGGAGCGUUACUACCUGCUCUCCGACAAGACCUGUUACGCCGCCAACAACAUUUGGAAGGGCGAUGCGCUCGGCGGUUGCCGCGCCAUUCUCGCCUCGCAGAACGUCGAGACGGGCCAGUACCAGAUCGGUAAGACCAAGAUCUUCAUCAGGUAUCCCGAGAUGCUGUUCGCGCUCGAAGAGACACGUGAGCGCUACUGGCACGACAUGGCGUCGCGUAUCAAGAACGCCUACCGUACCUACAAGGCCUUCCAGUACGAGUGCUCCAACCGUAUUAAGAACGCCUUUAGGAACUAUAAGCUCUACCGUCAGCGUUGUGCCCAGACCAUCCAGGGCUACUACCGCGCUUGGAAGCAGGCCUCGCCCUUCUUCGACCUGCGCAUGCAGACCGAGCAGGUGAUCGGUGGCCGCAAGGAGCGUCAACGUUUCUCCAUGAUCAGCGUGCGCAAGUACUUUGGUGACUACCUGGACGUUCGUGCACAGAACUACCUUCUGGACGCGAUGGCCGAAGGCAGGAACGAGGAGGUGAUCUUCUCGGCCAAGUGCCAGAUCAUCGUCCAUCCACUGCUCUCUGCCAACAAGAUGAGCCCGCGUUUCCUCAUCGUCACCAAGCAGGCCAUCUACCUGAUCAAGCUCAAGCAGAAGAAGAACCUGGCCCAGUACCUGCUCGACCGUCGUCUGCCUCUGGCCGAGGUGCAGACCUUCUCCAUGUCCAACUUGGGAGACAACUAUAUAUUCGUGCGCGCGCCAAUGGUUGGCGACAUUGCCCUGUGCUGCGACUUCAAGACCGAGCUCAUGGCCCAGAUCAACAAGCAAAAGGGCUCGCAGCUCUCCCUGUUUGUUGGAGCCGACGUCGAGUACCACAAGAAGAAGAACAGCAACAACACAUGCAAGUUUGUCAAGGACGAGAUGCACAAGGAGCCAAUGUUCAAGAAGAACACUGUACAUAUAGCAUCAGGCCUGCCAGGUUCUACUGGAAUCAACAAGGUCAGGAAGAACCCCAGCAGGAAUCUCAGCUCGGGCAAUGGCGGUGGCAGCGGUAUGCCCAAGAAGAUGCCCGCGCCUGGCUCUGCUCCAAUGAAGCCACCCGGAGGUGGCGGCAGAGGCAUGCCAAUGCCCAACCCAGGCGGCCUUAAGAAGAGCGCUCCAAUGCCAAACCCAGGCGCUGGCAAGCCUGCAGGCAAGCCAGCUGCUGGAGGCAGAGGAAUGCCACUGCCAACACCAGGCGUCGGUGCACCAAAGCCAGCCGCCGGUGGUCCACCCCCAGGCCAACCAAUGGCCAAGCCAGCAGGAGGCAGAGGUAUGCCACUGCCAACACCUGGCGCUCCCAAGCCAGCUGGUGCUCCAGCCGGUGGCCGUGGCACGCCACUCCCAACACCUGGCGCUCCAAAGCCAGCCGGUGCUCCAGCCGGCGGACGCGGCACGCCACUCCCAUCUCCAGGUAGUGCCAAGCCUGCUCAGGGCGGACGCGGUACCCCUUUGCCAACACCAGGUGCGCCCAAGCCAGCUGCACCAAAACCUGCCGCCCCCAAGCCCUCAGCACCAGCAGCACCACUCUACAAGGCAGUCUAUGACUACGAUGCGCAACAGCCAGACGAGCUCACCUUCAAGGAGAACGACAUGAUUACAUUGAUCAAGAAGGUCGAUAGCGAUUGGUGGCAAGGAGAACUCCGUGGCAAGUCAGGAAUGUUCCCAUCCAACUACGUCGAGAUGGCUCAGUAG